Messenger RNA from Monomorium pharaonis (pharaoh ant), 2050 nucleotides. RefSeq names its product popeye domain-containing protein 3. Lineage: Eukaryota; Metazoa; Arthropoda; Insecta; Hymenoptera; Formicidae. Gene Ontology annotation, cellular component: sarcolemma. The transcript is spliced from 7 exons. The record is from RefSeq and is a predicted model, not a curated record. Gene Ontology annotation, molecular function: cAMP binding. Bases 406 to 1245 code for a protein of 279 amino acids.
AAAAUUAUCACAUUUAAUCCCUUCGGACCGACGGGAAACAAUAUCGAUCCUAUAGGACCAGCACAUGCGCUCUAAGGGGGUUCUUUUUCAGUAUCCGCGUGUACGAGGGGUGAAAACACAUCGAGCUCUCGUCCGAGAAAUAUCAUUGAAUAUGAAUAGUCGAUUCUCGUAUCUGUAAUAGACUAUUUUAACGUAAAUAAUAAAACAAAUAGCGUAAUAGUGUAAUUCUGAUUUGAAGAAAAUGAGUCCUGGGCUGGGUCACGAUCCCUUACCGUCGUACAACGGCACUUCUGGAACCCCGCGCUUUGCUUGUGGCAACAGCCUCAACACAUUUUAUUCCAGUUGGCAAAUUUUUGCUUUGCACUGUCAUACUCAGCGCCAUCCUCGAAAAAGGGGAUUUUGUUCAUGCAUUCAGUGCUAAUUAUAGGUUUUAUGUUGCUGUCAGGAUGGGCUUGGCACGUAAUCUGCGCACCAGAUAUCUUCUCCUGGAACUUCAGUUUCUUAUUGCUCAAUAUCGGUCAAUUAGUAUAUAUCGUUUAUCAAAUGAGACCCAUCAGAUUUGAUCCCGAAUUGGAAGAAGCUUAUCACACGCUCUUUUAUCCAUUCAAAGUCUCACGAAUACAAUUCAAACGAUUGGUAUCCCCAGAAUUUGCGACGAUAACGUCUCUUCAUGCCGGCGAGGCGUACGCGAUGCAAAAUCUAACAAGAACAGACAGAUUAGGUUUAUUGCUCACUGGGAAAGUCAACGUUUUAAACGAAACCAAUUUUCUGCAUCCAAUACUGCCUUGUGAAUUUUUAGAUUCACCGGAAUUUGAAAGCUCCCGAGCUUCCGUUGACGAUAAAUUUAAGGUAUCCAUCGUUGCGGCGAGUUCCUGCAGGUAUUUAUAUUGGCAGCGAUCAGCCUUGGAAUAUCUGCUUGUAAAGGAAACUUAUCUUGCAACCGUUUUAACUACGCUAGUGGCAAGAGACAUCGCAACAAAGCUGUACGCAAUGAAUAAUAAGAUAAUUACGGAUAAAGGAUCACAUUUGGACAUUCGUCUUCCUUCUAUCAGUGCCGGUUUAGGAGUAAGCGUUGGCAGCUCAAAGUCCAAAGAACGUACGGCGAACAACUUAACGAAGAAGGCCGCGCCUAUGGAGCCUCUUCCGGAGUUACCAUCAUGUGACGAUCUAGCUUCCAGCGGUGUGGAGAGCUGGUUGGAUUCCUCUAGCAAGUAUCACAGCUGCGAAAUUGUCGACGAGGAAUAGCAUUACGCCAAUUAUUCGAAUUACGAAAAUUUGAUGGAUGACGCCGAUGACGGCGAGAACGAUAUACAGGCCUUUGACUAUAAAAACGCGGAAAGUUGGCCGUCAUAUGAUGACUAGCAAUAAAAAAGGGGGCGCACAUUUUUUUACUUUCGUUUAAUACAUUUAUAUCUUUUAAUUUGCCAAAACGAAGUUAUCAAUUUUUAAUGUUAAAUUAUUUCGUAAUUAGCCUUUGAAUUUUAUUAGAGAACAAUGAAAAAAAAAACAGUUAAAAACUUAAAGGGUUACAUUCCUACUGAUCGCAAUAUUGUAUAUAUAGAUUAUAUAGAUGUGUUGUAGAUUUGUUGCCUAGCAACGAAAAUUCGCAACGAAAACAUCUUUCGAAGAAUAGAUAUAUAUAUAUAUAUAUAAAAUGUAAAUUUACUACUAUAUAUGUACAUAUGUGUAAAUAUUAAAUUUAACAACGCUCUCAAAGAACAAAAGAUCUUAGUCCGCGAAAAAAUAGUGAUUACGAAAGUAUUCUAAUCGAGUUUUGAAAAAAAGAAAACAAAUGUUACAUAAAUCUAGCAUUUAUAAGUAAAUACAUAAUAUAAAUGCGCGCCUAUAAGUUUUUGUAAAUAUUGAGAUCAGUCAAAAGAUUGAUCUAAUUGUUAACAAAUAUCUAGAAUUUCUUACCAAAAAGAUUUUUACUAAAAAUGUAAAAAAAUACCCACAUUUAGUCAAAUUUAGAAAACUUAUUUAUAAUAAAAUAAAUAAAAUAUGUUGAUAAAUACAAUAUUGAGAAAAUGCAGACAGAAUGCUUUUCUCA